Molecule: messenger RNA, 2792 nt
Organism: Humulus lupulus (European hop)
Lineage: Eukaryota; Viridiplantae; Streptophyta; Magnoliopsida; Rosales; Cannabaceae
Product: N6-adenosine-methyltransferase MT-A70-like
Exons: 7
Coding region: 170-2512 (780 amino acids)
Cellular component (GO): RNA N6-methyladenosine methyltransferase complex
Source: RefSeq, a predicted model, not a curated record
GAGUUAGGCUUUCAUGGUACAGAGUUUGGCUACUGAUUCAGUUUAUCGAAGUCAUAUCAUAUCAAGAGCACACUUUUACGAAACAAAGAAAAUUACGAACUUUGAAGUUUGACACUGAAAAAACAGAGAGUGUGUGUGUGAGUGAGUGAGUGAGUUUGAUCAGAGAGUUAUGGAAACCCAAUCUGAUGGUAACGACGAGAACGCUCUUCCCACCAUUAAAGAAAUGCGUCAAAGCUUAGAAGCUCGCAUACACUCCCACCAUGCCACCCAUCUGGAGCUUCUUUCUGCUCUCCAAGCCCAUGUCGAACCCAAUAUCGUCUCCUCCAUUGAUCUUUCUCUUAAGGUCGUUUCUUCUUUCGAAAAUCGUCCUUUUGUUCCUACUCCCCCACUCCCUCACCCUAAACCCAACCCCAGAAAAACCCUUGAGUCAACUCGCCCUUUAUCCCCUGAAACUCGCUCGAAUCGCCCUGUUUCGGCUGAAGAACCGCGGCCCAGUGGUAAUGUUUCCAAGACCCAGAACCCCAAAACCCCUCCUGGUUCGAACCCAGUUAGGAAUUCGGAGAGCGAGAAGUUUAGCCCCAUUGACGAGAGCGGUAGCCCCUUGUCAGUGGUUCGUUCGAUGGUGGCGGUUUGUCUGAUUGAGAGGGUUCCCUUUUCGCCAAUUGAUUCGUCGACGGUGUUGAGGAAGUUAGAGAAUGACCAGUCUGCGACGCCGUCGGAGAAGGCGGCGCUGCGCGAGCUUGGCGGCGAGUCGGGGGCAAUACUGGCUGUGGAGAUGGCGCUGAGAUCGAUGGCGGAGGAGAAUGGUGGGGUUGAAUUGGAGGAGUUUGUGGUGAGUGGAAAGUCUCGGGUAAUGGUUUUGGCCAUUGACAGGACUCGGCUACUUAAGGAAUUGCCUGAGAGCUGUCAGUACCAGCCACCAGAAUCGAAUUCGCUAGAUGGGAAUGGGAGUCAGAACCAGCAGCAGCAUGUUACUGGUGGGGUUGACGUUAAUGGUGGAGUGUUUGGAAUGACAGGGCCGGGGAGGCCAAUGCCGGACUUGUGGAUGGGGCCAAAUGAUCCCCAUAUGUCCGGGUUUCCCCCAAUGUUUCCGGGGGGUGGACCGCCGGGAGGGAUGAUGGGUCCGAGGGGUGCUCCUAGACUUAUGGGGAUGAUGGGAGUGCCCAGAAUGAGUGUUCCUCCGUUUCAUCGACCUCCAUUGGGUCCCAAUGCUGCUGGCUCGAAUGCAAUACCACAGAAGUCCAGGAGUGAAGAUGAUGAUCUGAAGGAUCUUGAGGCACUUUUGAAUAAGAAGUCUUUCAAAGAAUUGCAGAAAUCAAAAACUGGUGAGGAGCUUUUGGACCUCAUUCAUCGGCCUACUGCAAAGGAAACUGCGGUUGCUGCUAAGUUCAAAACUAAAGGUGGUUCCCAACUGAAAGAAUACUGCUCAUCCCUAACAAAAGAAGACUGCCGACGUCAAUCUGGUUCUUUCGUGGCAUGUGAGAAGGUUCAUUUUCGGCGAAUUAUUGCUCCACAUACUGACAUCAAUUUAGGAGAUUGUUCUUUCCUGGAUACUUGCCGCCACAUGAAGACGUGCAAGUAUGUUCAUUAUGAGCUAGAUCCAACACCAGAUGUGUCACCCAUGAUAAUGGGUGCUUCAACUCUUCCUCCUUCCAAACCUUUAAAGCCUAUGCGUGCAGAAUAUUGUUCACAAGUGGAGCUUGGUGAACCACAAUGGAUCAAUUGUGACAUCCGUAACUUCAGAAUGGACAUUUUAGGGCAAUUUGGAGUUAUAAUGGCAGAUCCACCAUGGGAUAUUCAUAUGGAAUUACCAUAUGGGACUAUGGCUGACGAUGAAAUGCGGAAUCUUAAUGUUCCUGCACUGCAAACUGAUGGUCUGAUUUUUCUUUGGGUUACCGGGCGUGCAAUGGAGCUUGGACGUGAAUGUUUGGAACUCUGGGGAUACAAGCGUGUUGAGGAGAUCAUUUGGGUGAAGACUAAUCAACUUCAGCGAAUCAUUAGAACAGGGAGAACUGGCCAUUGGCUGAAUCAUAGCAAGGAGCAUUGCCUUGUUGGAAUUAAGGGAGAUCCAAUAGUUAACAGGAAUAUCGAUACUGAUGUUAUUGUUGCGGAGGUUAGAGAGACAAGCCGUAAGCCAGAUGAGAUGUAUCCUCUGUUGGAGAGAAUAAGUCCAAGGACGAGAAAGCUAGAGUUAUUUGCUCGCAUGCACAAUACUCAUUCAGGGUGGAUGUCACUCGGCAAUCAGUUGCAAGGAGUUCGCCUGGUCGAUGAAGGCCUGCGAGCAAGGUUUAAGGCCGCUUAUCCGGAGGUGGAAGUUCAGCCUUCUUCUCCACCAAGGGCUUCCACUAUGGAUAUAGACUCUGGUGCAGCUCCUAUGAGGAGUCCAUUCUCCCCAACAGAACCAAAGUCGACCGCUACUCAAUUUACAGAGCCUGCAGCUCCCGGAGCACCCUACUCUGCUGCUUCGGAAGAUAAUAAGCCAAUGGGUGUAGAUGUUGACAUGGCUAGCUGAAGUAAACCACUAGAAAAAUCCACAUUGUCCAGUUUUUGAUGGUCAAUUUCUUGAGCAUGAAAGAGAACCUCUUCAAUAUCAUUAUAUUUGUUUCUACUUUCUAGCUUUCUUUUAUUAAUUUAUUCAUGAAGAGAGAAAGAAGAAAAGGAGAGAUUAGAAAAAAGAAAAAAAAUUGUAUAAGAGUUGCUAUUAGAUGAGGCCUGAUGUAAUACCAUAUUUUUGGUAUAGCAUGUAAAAGAUUUUGAUUUAUUGCCGCUGUUAAUUCCUUGUCCCACACAUA